Rhodamnia argentea is the source of this 790-nucleotide messenger RNA. RefSeq lists its product as uncharacterized. The record is from RefSeq and is a predicted model, not a curated record. The transcript has a single exon. NCBI's taxonomy places the organism in Eukaryota, Viridiplantae, Streptophyta, Magnoliopsida, Myrtales, Myrtaceae. The coding region runs from base 48 to 653 and encodes 201 amino acids.
CCCUCCACGGGAUCUAUAACACAAAACUAGGGAGACAAAGCUCAAAAAUGGCUUCCAAGAAAAUUAGGGUUAGAGAUGAAGCAGCUGGUUCAGUGCCAAUCUCCGCAAGGGUCCUCUCGAGGAACUCUUCCGCUGGCUACUCCUCUCAAGUUUUCUAUGGCCGGAUGCCGGAGGGCGUCCCCUUCGAAUGGGAGAUGCAACCCGGGACGCCCAAGAACCCGCCCAAGGAGCAGGAUCUCCCGCCGCUCAGCCCGCCCCCCGCGGUGGUGAGCUUGGGCCUUCCGAGGCCGUGCAUCGGCGGCGAGGAUCGGCCUAGAGAGCCGACAAGGUGGUCGAAGCUGAAGUUUUGGAAGAAGGUCAAGAUCCAUAAGCGGAGUCACCACAAGGGUAAGGCCCAAAAGGGACCAUGCGACAGCAGGAAAGCCGGCGCGGACGGCACCAGUCCUGGCCACAGCAAGGUCGAGGGGCUCGAGUUUUGGAGCUCCGACCUUGACUUAGCGCCGUCGCCUCGCUGCUCCAGUGCUUCGUCUCUGUCGACGUCGCUGUCCUUCCAGAACGGUGCGAAUUCGGCGGAGUCGCUGGAUCACCGGCCGAGGAGCUGUGCUCCUUGGAAUUUGCAUGCGCUUGCGGUUUACUUUGCCAAGCGAAUUUGAGGUUGUCGACUUCUUCUUCUUCUUUCUUCUCUCUCUCGCUCCUGAUAAUAAUUAUCGCUUUAAGAUCUUAAGAUUUACGUGUAUAGACAUGUUUCUGUUGAUCUCUUUCUAUUCUCCUUGGGCCAACGUAUGGUUAU